Molecule: messenger RNA, 7251 nt
Organism: Pogona vitticeps (central bearded dragon)
Lineage: Eukaryota; Metazoa; Chordata; Lepidosauria; Squamata; Agamidae
Gene: PPP2R3A
Product: protein phosphatase 2 regulatory subunit B''alpha
Biological process (GO): protein dephosphorylation
Cellular component (GO): protein phosphatase type 2A complex
Molecular function (GO): protein phosphatase regulator activity; calcium ion binding
Source: RefSeq, a predicted model, not a curated record
ACUGCCGGCCUAUUCCCACAGCUCUGAGUGGGGCGGCUGCUCCCGGUUGUUUCCUCGGCCGGGACAAGCGAAGAGACACGGGGCUUGGACACCCCUAGCGAAGAAGGCUUGUACCGUCCGCUGUCUUGCCGCCUAGGAGUUUACAAGACACGGGACACCACACGGGACACUGAAACAGAGUUGCUGGCAGGAACAGAGAGGGGCUGGCCCUAAAACGAAAAGCUCCCGCCUUGGAGUCGGGCGAAGCUCUCCCUGUCUCUCUGUUAGACUGUACUGGCGGGCCGGCCCUCUCUUGGCAGGGAACGACUGCCGCCGCCGCCUUUGCCUCUCUCGCCUGUUCUCUCCUCCCCGCCCCGUCCCCACUCCAGCGCGCUCUGUGGGCGCCCUCUUCGUUGCGCGGAGGGGACAGGAAAAAGAGGCAGCCGGAGGGUGGAGGAAGGAGGAGGGUCGGAUUUGAAGAGCGCCCCAGGAUGGGAGAGGGAGUCGCCUCGGCGGCGGGUAUCUUUCACAACGCUAGAAGAUUUGGAUCAUUUUUGCUUCUGCGCAGUGUCUGAAACUCAAGAGCAAAUUUGGACGACGUAUUCAAGAGAAUUAUUUCUUUCGAUUUUUGGGGGUUGAAAUUCUGCAUUUUACAUAAAAUAUUUAUUAAGACUGGAUAAAGGAGGCACAAUACUUCUGGUCUGAGAUACAGUAUUUCAGUAUCUCAGUACAUUAAUGAAAUGUGAACAAUUUGCUUUAAAUAAGCCUUGGACAUUACACUGAUCAUGUUACCUUUUUCAGACAUCUGUCCUAGACUGAUUGACUGUAGAAGCUUUUUUGACAUAAAAUCAUGAGAAUGGAUUGCUCUUACAGAACUGGGACAUUUUCAUCACAGUGGUAAUUCUCUCUGUGUGUGCAUGUGUGUUUGUGUGAUCUGAAAGCAGAUAACGUGAUUGUUGUCUUAGUUCAGUUCACAGUGUAUUUAAAGUUCAAAUUAUGGCAGCAACCUAUAGGCGUGUAGUAACAAAGGUGAAUUGUUACAAUAGUGUUGUGAUAGAUUGCCAGCUUCAACAUGCUGUGCAUUACUGCACCGGGGCAUGCCAGACAUUCAAACAAGGAAUUAUGUGCAUAGUAGCUCACCACAGUGUUUGUGCAGAGCUAAUUCAGGUCCCCACCCACAAUCACAGAAGUCCAGAUCUGACCCAUAGGCUUUCAGUGCCUGAAAAUUCCCUUGCUUUGACUGAGGAUGAAAUCCUUCCUAGUAAUCCAAGAUUCAAAAAAGGGUGUUCAGUUCAGAGCACUGGCAGUCUGAAGGAUAUUACUGGAGAAGCUAUAAAUCUUGCUAGUGGGAAAAUAAAAGAAUUUUCAUUUGAAAAACUUAAAACCCCUUCCAAUCAGGUAAGCUAUAGAAAGGGAAGAAAAGUCAAGUCAGAUUCAUUCAGUAGAAGAUCACUGGAUUUUGACUUGAUAUAUGGGCAUUUCAGCAACGAUGAAAAUUCUCCCCCUCCAUUUGGCCUGUCACGUAAUUCCUCACCUGAAAAAUGGCACAUGAGAAGCAUCUCAGUAGAGGAAAAUUCUACGGUUACAUCACUUGUGCAGACUUUCUCGGAGGACAAUUUUAUUACACAGAUUUUAGAAAAGCACAAGCUGGAUGGUUCUUCCAGUGGCGAUAUUAAGAUGUGUUUGGACAUCUUGCUGAAAUGCUCAGAGGACUUGAAGAAGUGUACUGAUAUAAUAAAGCAGUGCAUCAGGAAGAAAUCUUCUGGUGUUAUUAGUGGAGGAAAUGAAAAUGAUUCCUUGGCCAGUUCUGAAAUUAUCUAUAGGAAUUUAAUGACAAGAUUUUCUUCUUACCUUAAAAAACUACCUUUUGAACUUAGACAGCCUGGGUUCACUGAGCCUGGUGACAUGGUAGAACUGAUUAACAGUUUGUCUGCUUUUCAGCAAUCCAGUUUCUCCCCAAUAUUUAGCAAUGAAGAGCCACCUAGAUAUGAGGAUGUUGUAUCUUCCCCCUCCUCUAUGACAGGGCCGCUGUUUCUUACAGACUUACAAGGUAACCUGAAUAGCACUGAUGAAAAUUCAUUGGCAAAAUCCACCCAAGUUCACACUGUAAAUGUUUCCUCAAGUGCUUUGCAUGUCAGCAACCAGGACAACUUGAGAUCUAAAAAUGAUGCUUGUACACUACCUCAGUUAUUAUCUAUAAAUCCUCCAGAUUGCAUUUCCCCCAGAGAAGCUCUACACAUUGUAGAAGAAUCAGAUAGAGAAAAGGUAUUAGGAAGUGUAUCAAGUAGUAAGACUAGAGGCAUACAGGAAAAUUCUGAGAACACUCAUCAAAAUGCUGAAAGGACAGUUUCUGUUGUAGAUCCUACUAAAACAUCACUUGCCUUAGCACAUCCUCUUACAUUGGCCCAAGCCUCCAACCUAACAGCCUCCCCAAGUCAAGGCUUUGAUUGUACUGUUCAGACUUCUAAAGAACAAUAUAGAAAAAACAAUCAAGAAGAGAUAGAUAAGCUUCUGAUGGAUUUGGAACAUUUUUCUCAGAAAAUGGAGGCUACUCUGAGAGACACUAGUAUUAAGCAGAGUGAUCCUUCUUGUUUAAAGACUGUUAGUCCAUCUGUUGACAAUAAAGGGAAAGUUUGUUCAACUGCAGACAGAAGUGCUUCUUCCUCAUUAUCAAAACUUAUAGAAAGCAACGGUCAUAAAAUGGAGGAAGAAGAUAAAACCCUCUUGUUGCGUAUCCUGGAGAGUAUUGAAGAUUUUGCUCAGGAACUAGUAGAAUUCCGGAUGGGCAAAGGAAGCUUAUCAAAAGAAAAAGAAGUAAUGCACAUUCUUCAAGAAACAUUGGCCAUUCCCUCCAUAACAACUAUCCAGCAGAGCUGUACAAGCCCAGCUACCAAAGAACCCAUACCAGCACUAAUUCAACAGAUGCCAGAAGUUAUCAAAGUACAAAAUAAACAAGAGAAGAAAUCUGCGUCUCCGUCCCCAACUCCUGUAAAUUCAACAGUCAGCCCACAGUCACUUGUGCCCACAAGUAAAGUAACUGCUAGUGCCCCUUUGUCUGUAAACAUUCCGCGAUUCUACUUCCCCAGUGGACUCCCUAAUGUCUGCAACAGUCAUGAGGAAACCAUUGCCAAGGUUGAGGCAGCCUUUGCAGAGUUUGAAGAUGAAAGAGUCCCCCUGAAUGAAAUGGGGAAAAUUGCAAAGAUAUGCUGCUGCCCCCUGUAUUGGAAAGCUCCCAUGUUCAAUGCAUCAGGAGGAGAGCGAACGGGAUUUGUCUCUGUACAUUCAUUUGUGGCCAUGUGGAGAAAGAUAUUGCACAACUGCCAUGAUGAUGCAUCGAAAUUCAUUUGCCUUUUAGCAAAGCCCAACUAUAACUAUUUGGAACAAGAAGAUUUCAUCCCAUUACUGCAGGAUGUAGUGGAAACUCAUCCUGGACUGACAUUUCUAAAGGAUGCUCCAGAAUUCCAUUCCCGUUAUAUUACUACGGUCAUUCAGAGAAUAUUUUACACAGUCAAUAGAUCAUGGUCUGGAAAAAUAUCUCUAACAGAACUGAAGAAAAGUAAUUUUCUGCAGACUUUAGCCCUCUUGGAGGAAGAAGAAGACAUAAAUCAAAUAACUGAUUAUUUUUCUUAUGAACACUUCUAUGUUAUUUAUUGUAAAUUUUGGGAAUUGGACACUGACCAUGAUCUGUACAUUAGCCAGAAAGAUCUGGCUAGAUACAAUGAUCAAGCUCUUUCAAGCAGGAUUAUAGAGAGAAUAUUCAGUGGAGCUGUGCUUAGAGGAAUUCAAGUACACAAAGAAAACCAGAUGAGUUAUGCAGACUUUGUGUGGCUUUUGAUCUCUGAAGAAGACAAAAGAACACCUACAAGUAUUGAAUACUGGUUCCGAUGCAUGGAUUUAGAUGGGGAUGGCAUGCUGUCCAUGUAUGAACUGGAGUAUUUUUAUGAGGAACAGUGUGAGCGGAUGGAAUCUAUGGGCAUUGAACCACUGCCAUUCCAUGACUUACUCUGUCAAAUGCUUGAUCUGGUAAAGCCAGAAUUUGAAGGAAGAGUAACUCUUCGAGACUUGAAGAAAUGCAAAAUGGCUCACAUAUUUUAUAAUACAUUUUUUAAUCUGGAAAAAUAUCUGGAUAAUGAGCAACGGGAUCCCUUUGCUGUGCAAAAGGAUGUUGAAAAUGAUGGUCCUGAACCCUCUGACUGGGACAGAUAUGCUGCUGAAGAGUAUGAAAUUCUUGUUGCAGAAGAGUCUGGCAAUGAACAGUUGCAAGAAGGAUCAUUUGAUGAUGACUAUGAAACAGAUGAACUGUUAUCUCUACCUGAAAUUGGAGAAAAGUCAGACAAAUUAGUUAUAUCAGAUCUUUCACCAUAAAAUAUAUUGGACAUAUUUCAUUAAUGCCUGUGUCAGUACAGAAUGGAAGAGUCUUCUGUUCUAAAUUUCAGGAAUUAAUGUUAUCUUUGAAGACACAACCAGCUUUUGAAACAGUACAACAGAUUUUUUAAAAAUGAAUUACUUGCUUCUGCUCGAUGAUAACUUCCAAAACUUCAGCAGUGUGAGUGUAACUAUGCAGAAAUAAAUGCAAAAACUAGCUGUAAUCCAGCACACCUAGUAGACACCGGGUUGUGGGAAGAAAGGUUUACUGCAGCCAACAAAAAAGCACAAAAAUGGUCAAACAGAAGCUAUUUUUGCGAAAAACCCCAAUACAUAAAACAAAUUCAGUAGAUUCUUUGUACCUUGUUUCAUGGAUUAUUCCCCUUCUUUUUCUGCUUAGAAACUUUGUCAUCACGUUCCUCCUUAUCCAUCUGCAUAAUUAUGGCAGAUAUUUCAUAACUUUUUGAUGGAUUCACUAACUGUGGCGGUCUUUCCAAAAGUAUUUCCAAAUUAAUUCUGGACUGUGUAAUUUAAGUAUUAUAGAAUAAGAACUAACAGGAUGAUUAUUAAUUAAUAUGGGGUUUCAACUGUCUAUUUUGACCUGCCAUAAAGUCUUUGUUGUUUUAGACUUAUUCAAAAAAGAAAAGGACAGGCUAUGUGGUUUUCUUUCCUGUUAGAAGGAACUUAGCUAAUAGGGCUUUUCCACACAAACCAUGUGAUCCCUGGUUACAUGUUUCACCUUAACGAAGGUUAUAGUCCUAUAGAUCUCUGUGGAGAACAAGCAAAUGAUACUAUUUCUUAAGAUCACAUAAUCAAGUAGAUGCUGAAUAAGAGUAACUAAUAUUUCACCAAGAGGUAGCUGUUCAUUGUACUAUUCAUUCAGCUGUCUUUAAUUUUAAAUUUUCCUAAAGUAUUUCUGAAAAAUAAUUCCUUUAGUGCAGGUGUAUAUGGGAAUUAUGUGGUGCUUCAAUUUAGGUAGACUGCAUUUCCUGUGACUUCCUACGACUGGAUAAAACUGAUGGCAACUGCCACCUCUUAACAUCCAAAGGCUACAUGUUUCCCUUCCCUGUUAUAGUAGUUCGUGAACAAGGGAAUAUACUGGUCCAAAAUUUAAACAAAAAAAUCCUUCCAAAUAGCGACAUUUGUUAUACAGAUGCAAAGUCUGCAUAGAAAAUAAGUGGAUUCUUCCCUCUCUCAAAAUUGCAACACUCGAUCUUGCUUGUAGUUCUCAUUUUUUAAAAAAGAAAGAAGGGUAAAUUAGACUCCCCAGUUGAACAGAUAGGAAACAUACAAUGGCAUAUUCAAAUUUUUUUUAAAAUGUCAAAGAACAGCCUAGGCAUUAGAAAGGGAGGAGCAUCACUGCAUGACUUAGACCUCAAGUUUUACCAGUGGGCAAUACUUGCAUGGUAGAGUUCCACCAACUGAAGUUUGUUUAAUCAAGCACAUUUUCCCGAUAAUUGAAAUGCCGUAGUUUGAAAGUUAGGAAGAUGUAAUACCUCCAAAACAGACAUUGAAAAAUUGUGACAACUUUAAAUUACAAAUAAGAUAUAAUUGUAUGUUAUACAAAAACCCCAAUGAUCCUGAAAGGCCCUUUUAUUGAACACUCUUGUAAACUCUUGCUACUUGAUGAACUAUAUUUACAGUCGUCUGUAAACUCCCAAUACUAAAAUUUGUAAGAGUGUUAACUGUCCCAAAUGAUGUUGCAUCACCUUUAAAUGCCAGGAAAUGGACAGGUUUGUAGUUAGAUGUUCUUAUUGGCAUUUUAUUUUUACUUGCAUUUAGUUCAGGCAAAGCAUAUUUUAGGAUUAACUACUGAAUUCUUUGAAACCAAUUGUGACUUCCAUCCCAGGCCAGAAACAUAAUUAGAGCUGAGAACAUAUUAAUGAUUUGGAUAAGUGAUAGAGACAGCCUUUUAGUGUACGUACAUUAAAUCAGACUUCAGAUGAAUCUAAGUCCUAAAGCCCAAACAAAGUAAAUUUGUUAUGAUCUCACUGCUGAGAGAAAUGUGUGUUAGAAAACGUGGAUACUUUGAUAAAUUAAAAAUUUUCCAUUUCCAUUCAUGAGCAAUCUCUUUGAAGCUCCUUUAAUAAGAAUAUUAUUUGUGCUGGUGAAUCAGUAGCAAAUGUUUACUGUGUCCUAAAGAAUCUUGCUUUCUUUUGAAUAGCAGUCCUUUAUGAAUCCCAUAACAAAGUCUGUUCAAAUCAUAUUCAUUAUCUUGCAGUCACCUGUGAGAAAUAUACUACAGCAAUGUCAUAGACUUUUGAACUAAAUAAAAGACAGCAUAAACAAUUUAACUUACCUUGUUGAAGAGGUAAAAUUGCGUGCAAAGAUGUUUCCAGAACCUAUUCUUAGAGUCUCACCAGAUAAUAUACUGAUUCUAUAUCUAGAAGCAAUGCACCCAUAACAGGAAAAGGGCUGGUUACUUACCUGUGACUCUGUGAAUUUACACACAUGGAUUUUUUGCCUGUACAGAGCACCCAAGCUCAACAGCCUUAAGACAAAAAUUGUCCUCCCCUACUCCUAAUAUGCAAGUACUAAUUGUCACUAAUGGUCCCCUCAGUCCUGCCCACCAGUCAAGGAGCAAAAGAGAGCACUCCAGAACUUUAUUCUACUUUCUGCUUUCUAAAAAUAGUAAGUAGCCUACCUCCUUCUUUGUUCAUAAGUUGUUUUAUUCUUAUUCCUCUCCACCCUGAAAAAAUGUUAGUUUCUCUACAAGUUUAUGCCUUCUGUUGAUCUAUUUAAAAGGUGUACUGUCUGCAGCACUAAAAUACCUCACAUAGACACUUGGGGUGUCUUUUUUGUUGUUGUUUAGCAGGUCAUCAGCCACAGAGGUAAUCAAUUUGUAGGAGGUUUGUGAACAUAUUUUAUUAAAGGGGAAGAAAAGCCGAUCAACAAUCAAACUUUACC